Molecule: messenger RNA, 1593 nt
Organism: Aspergillus mulundensis
Lineage: Eukaryota; Fungi; Ascomycota; Eurotiomycetes; Eurotiales; Aspergillaceae
Product: fungal specific transcription factor domain-containing protein
Exons: 2
Coding region: 1-1593 (530 amino acids)
Biological process (GO): DNA-templated transcription
Cellular component (GO): nucleus
Molecular function (GO): DNA binding; zinc ion binding
Source: RefSeq, a predicted model, not a curated record
AUGAAGGAGUGUGACGCGGGGUGUGGGUGGUGGCUGAUCGUGCCGGAGUCAGUCCUUUCCGAGCUCAUCAAUUUGUUUUUUGACAAGGUCCAAGGGUGGCUUCCACUUUUCCACCGUCCUCGAUUCUGCAAAACCUAUCUCAGGAAUGGUAUCUUCGACAAAGGCAUUUCCUCGCGCAUCACCACGAUCGACUCACUCCUGCUUUGUGGCAUGUUUGCCCUGGCCGCCCGGCACUCCACCAACCCAUGGUUCCGAGAUAUCGCAGCACAGGACCGGGGCCAGCGAUUCGCCGAUGACGCGUUGAAGUACUACGAAAUGUCUGGCGUGUCCGAACAGACGUCAGCACUGCAGUACCUCCAAGGCUGUAUCUUGCUGACAUUCUACCUGUACACUGCUGGGCCGUCCCAUCGUGCCUGGGUCCUUGCUGGCGUCUGCGUCCGUCUAGCCUACGAGAUGAACCUGUGUAGCAUGGACGAGCAGGAAGAGGACCACUCUGUGGAUCCAAGCGACUGGUCGUACGCAGAGGAACGGCGCCGGGCAUUCUGGCUAGUCUGGGAAGUGGAUACAUUUGGGUCUGUCAUGUCCAGACGCCCGAGCUCGGUGAAUCGCUCAAUGAUGGCCGUCCGACUCCCCGUUGCGGACGCGGCGUGGUUCGCCGACACCCCAGUCCAGUCCCCCGUCAUUGAUCCAAGGCCGUCUAAGGCUUGGGGCAUCCUACAGGAGUCGCCGAACGAACACGAGUGGGCAUGGUACAUUGUCGCGCAUUUUCUCAUGACCAUAGCCAGUGAAUAUGCGGCCAGUCGACACACAACUAGGCACGAUGAGGACGAGCUUGCUGAGAGCAUGGCAUGCUUUUCGCUUUUAAUUGCGCAGCGCUUCAGCCUCGAGAGUCUUGGAUUUUCGCAGCCCAUUGAUGCCGCGAAGCACAACUGGGUGAUUGGAAUGCAUCUCAUGCUGGUGUGUGGCCGCUCGACCAUCCGGGCUAGUUUCGCGGGGCAGUUCCUGGGCUUGUCGCGGCACCCGGCUCGAGUUUGUUUGCAAUGGCAGCCCGAGCACAUUCUUUUGAGCCAUCCGUUUCUCGCAUGCUGCCUCCUCUCGGAUCUGGCCUACCCCUCCGAAGAUGCCUUGAAGGAGCCGGACACGCUCGCUCACAAUAACGAGGUCGUGAAGCUGGUCUUGCUGCAGUAUGCCUCAGUCUGGAAGCUAGGCUCCGUCGUAGCAGACCUAAGGGCGUCUUUGACCCGCGGCGACACCCCCUUGGUAGCCGCUCCGAUCAAAAAGCGCUUCGCCCUGUACUUUCCAUCGCGCGUCAAAAGUAGGCGUUGCCAAAAUUCCAGAGUCUGCCAGCCCGGCCUGCUACCAGAGACUACCAGGUUGGGUAUGAGAGAAGAUAUUACAAACACCGAAGAAACCACUUUCGACCGUCUUCUAGCUCCACAGGAAUAUCCGCACCAGCUACCACAAUUCACCGAGCAAACUCGGUCUAUAGAGCCAGGGAUGACGGACCUUGCCAGCCCGCCUGCGGGAGAUGUCUCCAACUUCCUCCACUUUUACGGUCUAAAUGAGUGGGCGUUGCGCAGUUCGGCGGAUUAG